Molecule: messenger RNA, 2599 nt
Organism: Pyrus x bretschneideri (Chinese white pear)
Lineage: Eukaryota; Viridiplantae; Streptophyta; Magnoliopsida; Rosales; Rosaceae
Product: transcription factor MYB124-like
Exons: 12
Coding region: 515-1927 (470 amino acids)
Biological process (GO): regulation of DNA-templated transcription
Cellular component (GO): nucleus
Molecular function (GO): DNA-binding transcription factor activity, RNA polymerase II-specific; RNA polymerase II cis-regulatory region sequence-specific DNA binding
Source: RefSeq, a predicted model, not a curated record
AGUUGUAAAGAUACAGAGAAACUUUGAAAAAAGCUCUCCCAUCUCCUCCUCUCUCCAGUCCACCCUCUCACUGUUCUGUCCAGUCCCACCCCAAAACUCUCACGACCCCUGAUCGUAUUUUCAUCCCAAAAUCUCUGUAAGUUGUUUGAAAUCGGUACAAAUACGAGUACCCCGGAUCCAAUCUAAUCUGUUUUUACAAGUAUAUGCACUGUUUGAGCAUAUAUUUGUGAUAUAAACUCCAAACUCCAAAGGGAGUGCGGCUGAAAAGUUAGAAUCCGAGGCGAUUAAAUCCAAUACAGGAAGGAGAUUGGAUAGCUUUUGAGGUGUGGCUUUCUAUUGGGGUUUGGCUAUUUUAUUAUAUAGCUGAAAAAGACUCUGGCUUUAGUAGUAUUAUGCAACUUGGUUUGGAUAAAGGGAUCAUCUGGGAGCGUAAGAGAGAGAGAGAGAGAGAGACUGAGGAGUGAGCAACUGUGAGAUAAGAGUGAGGGAGAGAGAGGUGAAAUUUAAAACCCAAAUGCCGCAGGAGGAGUCAAAGAAGAAGGAGCGCCAUAUCGUUACUUGGUCUCAAGAGGAGGAUGACAUACUGAGGAAUCAAAUCAGCCUCCAUGGAACAGAAAAUUGGGCUGUCAUUGCAUCUAAAUUCAAGGAUAAAACAACCAGACAGUGCAGGAGAAGAUGGUACACAUACUUGAAUUCUGACUUCAAGAAGGGAGGAUGGUCACCAGAGGAAGACAUGCUCUUGUGCGAGGCUCAGAAGAUAUUCGGGAACAGAUGGACAGAAAUAGCAAAGGUGGUUUCAGGAAGAACUGACAAUGCCGUGAAAAACCGGUUUUCAACUUUGUGCAAGAAGAGAGCAAAAUAUGAGGCCUUAGCUAAAGAAAAUGCAAAAUCGUACAUUAAUCAAAAUGACAAAAGGGUCAUUAUACGAAAUGGAUUCAAUACGGAUGGAACAACAGAAACAACAGCACCUCCUAAGAAGAUGAGGAGAAGCCACAUCCCUAGUCUCCCCAAAAAUUGCACGUCUGGGGACAGGCUACUUGAGCAGUGUGGAAAGAUAAAUCAGCAGCUAAGACCUCCGUUUACUGUGUUGAUUCAGAAUGCUCACAAUGUAGAGAAUCUGCAAGACCAGCAUAACGGGCAUAGCACCAAGGAAUUCGCCGGGAAUGCAGUACAAAAUAGCAAGUUUCAAGGAUCAUUUCUCAAGAAGGAUGACCCGAAGAUAAUUGCUUUGAUGCAACAAGCGGAGUUGCUCAGCUCGCUGGCAUUAAAAGUUCACUCAGAGAACACAGACCAGAGUCUUGAAAAUGCUUGGAUGGUGCUCCAAGAUUUCUUGAAUCAAAGCAAAGACAGUGACAUCCUCAGUUAUGGAAUUGACGAUUUUGAUUUUCAACUCGAAGAUCUUAAAUAUCUGUUAGAGGACUUAAGGAGUACCACUGUGGGAAGCGGACCAUCUUGGCAGCAGCCAGAUCUAUACAACGACUCUCCAGGAAGUUCCGAAUACAGUACAGGGUCAACUCUUCUGUCCCAAACAGAAUGCUAUCAAGUGGAACAAAAUGAAGUUGAAAUAGGUUCACCGAAUCAGGAGAUUCGACUAGGGUCACACUCAAUUCCUAUUGAAGGGCAAAAUGAUGUUGGUGAUUGUGAGAAAGGGAUUGUUUCCGAAAAGCAAGAGAUAUUUCCAUCAUGUGAUGAAGCAACAAAAGAUUACGCAGUUGUUUCUGUGUCGUCAAAUACAGAGUUCACUUCUCCUAUUAAAGUUACCCCAUUGUUCAGAUCCUUGGCAGCAGGAAUUCCUAGCCCAAAAUUUUCUGAAAGUGAGAGGAAUUUCUUGCUCAAAACGCUUGGAGAGGACUCCCCCUGCCCCAUCCCAAGCACCAAUCCUUCACAACCGCCACCCUGCAAACGAUCCCUCCUCCAAAGUCUAUAGCCAACCUUUUUGAUCCACCACCUCAUAUAUAGAAAUUUUACAUGGCCUAUUGAGUUCGUGUCCGUUUUGGAUUCCUCUUUUCUUAGGAUUGCAGCCAUACCAGCCUAAAAUUUUACAAAUGGGCAGGUAAAGAUCUGCUUCCCAAAACCCAGAUCUAGAAUGCAAUGGUGCAUUUUAGCAUUUGCAAACGUAUCUAACAUAGUUUUCUGCAUUAUUUUGACCUCAGCAGAGUUACCUCCUUCAGAGUUCCUAAUCGGUACUCGCUUUUUGUGUGUUUGGUGUGUCAUUCUUUAGUUUGUCUAUUGUCAUCCGAUAUGUUUUCCGAGUGUUCCAUUUUUUGGCCUUGAUUUUUACAGUUGUACAGAACCUGCUAUAUCCCUAGUCAUUCAAGAGUGUAAGACUACUGUAAGUAUACAUAGGCAGCUUGCCUAUAUUUUCUGCUAGCGUACAUGAUCAAAACAAAACAGAGAGAAAGAGAAGAGGAAACAAGAAAAAAAAUGAGAGAGGAUUAACCAGUUCAAGUGGAUUCCUGUUUAUCGUUUUUCCGGCGUGGAAAACGGGUACAUAAUAAGUUGAUAUUUUUUCCUUCUUUGGUUUGAUUUCCCCCCAUGAUUUCUGAUGUAACAAAACUUAAUGUAAUUGGAGUGAAAAUGGUUUUGGUUUUGGUGUGCA